Eutrema salsugineum is the source of this 2385-nucleotide messenger RNA. RefSeq lists its product as uncharacterized. NCBI's taxonomy places the organism in Eukaryota, Viridiplantae, Streptophyta, Magnoliopsida, Brassicales, Brassicaceae. Bases 1 to 2385 code for a protein of 794 amino acids. The transcript is spliced from 3 exons. The record is from RefSeq and is a predicted model, not a curated record.
AUGGUCGACCCUACUUCCCAUAUGGUCUUAGAAGUAGAACAUCACGAUUCUUCUGGCAGGACUAUUUUCCGACCAGUCGAGAGUUCGACCCCAGAACCUCGGAGACUGACACAUUUGUCAGCUCCUGCCCCGGAGAAAAAACUGACACUUUUUGCCUUACGACUUGCUGUUCUUGAGAAGAUUGCUUCACGGUUGGGAUCUUUAGGGUUCGUUUGGGCAACAGUUGUUCUUCUUGGUGGAUUCGCAGCAGAUUUAGAGACAACAGAUUUCUGGUUUGUCACUGUGAUUCUUGUCGUGGAAGGAGCUCGGAUUUUCAGCAGAAGCCAUGAGCUUGAGUUGCAGCAUCAGCCUAAGUACACAAUCUCUGGAAUCAACAGCUUCAGGUUCCUUGUCAGACAAGUUAUUCAAAUAUUCCACCAGAUUUCGGGUAGAGAUCGUACAGACGAUACAGAGGUUCAAGAAACGAGAAGAGAGCAGAGGAACUCAGGGCAGAUCGCACGGACAAGGACAUGGAAAAGCUCAGAUGUUCCUAUGUUGCCUUACACAGGAUGGGUUUUUGUUUCAAGAAACGUUAGUAGAGUCUUUUACUGGCUCCAGAUUGCUUCUGGUUUCGCAAGCAUUGUUAUCUCAGUGACCAAGCUCAUCAAGCAAGACUAUGGAGGCAAAAGCACCAAUCUUCACCCUUCUUUGACGCUCUUCUACUCUCUAGCACUCGCCGAGGCUCUUCUCUUUCUUGCUGAGAAAGCUUACUGGGAAUGGAUGAUCAGCGUUUUCAAGAUUCUUGAUAAAGUGAAUCAAGAAUGUGGUCUAGAGGGAUUUGGAACCGAUUCAGUGAGAAGAUUCUUCUACAAUGCUUACUCGAGGUGUCUAAAUGGGAGCAUCUUCGAUGGAUUGAAGAUGGAUAUGGUGAUUUUCGCCAUGGAGCUUUUGUUGUCCAACUCUCCUGAUGAGCAGCUCACUGGAGCAGAGAUUCUCUGUAGAUUCUCCUCAAACGAGAACUAUUCGGUUGAUACUCUGCAGAAGAUUGGGACUAAUCUUGAGAUCAUAGAGAGGUUGGUUGAGAUGUUGAAUUGGAGAAACAAGAAUCAAGAAGUUAUGAGAAUGUCAUCUGCAGAGAUUCUCUCAAGAUUAGCUAGCAAGAAGCAGAAUUCUCUGAGAGUUACAGGGAUUCCAGGAGCGAUUGAGUCGAUAGCUUCUAUCUUAGAAAGCACAAGAGAUUCAGGUCAAGCCACAGAUGAGCUUGGAGAAAACAGUAUUAACCAAACCGAUUUGUGGUCGCUCAACAAUCUUGGAUUGUUGAUUCUGAAAAGGUUAGCUAGAGAUCAUGAUAACUGUGGAAAGAUUGGGAAAACAAAAGGGUUGCUUUCAAAGAUCAUUGACUUCACUUAUGCUGAGAAGAGGUUGUUGAAGGACUCAAAUCUUGCUGUUUCUGAAUCUAAUAAGCUCUUGGCUGUGAAACGGUCUUUGAAGCUGUUAAGGAGGCUGGUGAAAACUACAGGUGCAACGGGGAGAAACUUGAGGAGAGAUAUCUCUGGAGUUGUCUUCACAGUGAGCAACAUUAGAGAAACAUUACGCCAUGGAAAGAGAAGGCCUGAAUUGCAGAAGCUUGGUGCAGAGAUCUUGACUUUUCUUGCGCUCGAUGAAGGUGCAACCGAGAAGAUUGGUGGCACUGGUGGGGUUUUAAAGGGACUUCUCUGCAUAUUCUUGAACGAUAAGAUUCCAGAGGAUCAGACUAGUGGUGUGAGAGUAUCUGCUGGUGAGUCUAUAGCUAUGCUAGCUCAAGGAAGUCAAAGCAAUUGCCAAAGGAUCUUAAGAACAGAUGAUAUUCUUCAGGGACUUGUUAAGGCGUUGAACAAUCCGUUGGUUUGGUUGAAUGCAGGGAGAAUCUUGCGAAAUCUUUGUGCAUAUACAGCUCCUGAUAAGUUCAAUGAACAGCUUAAGGAAGUUAAAACUGCAGGAGCAACAGUUCUUAAAGCGAUAAAGUUUGAAGAGAUGAAAAUUCAGGAAGUAAUGGUGGGAUUAGCACCGCAUAUUCUCAAGUUAAUGAGCCCUGAAGAAUCAAGAACAAUGUUCAAGGAAGCAGGAGUAAGCGAGGAAGAACUAGCCGAUGCAUUAGUCAAGAUUCUCAAGAGAUAUGAACAGCCAGUGCCAAAGGUUCCAAGAAUCAGGAGAUUUGCAAUAGAGCUAACCAUUCAGAUGAUGAAAGCUAAUCCUGAGACGGUCAAGAAUUUCCAAAACCUUGGGAUGAAGAAUGAAUUAGAGACAGUCUUUGAGACCGCGUCUGAGCUUGAGAACUUUGAUAUAUUCUCGGGCACUGUUGGUUUGGCACGCCAUGGCUCAACGAUCAAUGAACUUAUUGAAGAAGCAAUGCUGUUGUUGAAUUAG